UCAUCAGAGACAAACUCAACACAUGGAAACAGAAGCUGAUGGAGAGGACUGUGGAGGACCAGAACCAGCCAGGAACUCACAUCCACUUUUACAACCAGAGACUGAAGACCAGACUGGAGACUCUUCUGAACCUGAGACUGGUGAUAGUGCUGAUUGGAAGGAGACCAGAGAACCUCAGUCAGCUUUAAACUCUCUGAAACAUGAUUCAGGACGUAAGAAAACAUUCAGCUGCUCUGAAUGUGGGAGAAGAUUUGGCCGCAAGACACAUCUGAAGACACACACGAUGACUCACACAGGAGAGAAACCUUUUAGCUGCUCAUUUUGUAAUACAUCUUUUACACAGAGUGGAGAUUUACAGAAACACAUGAGGGUCCACACAGGAGAAAAACCCUUUAGCUGCUCAGUUUGUAAUACAUCUUUUACACAGAGUGAAAAUUUACGGUCACACAUGAGAACUCACACAGGAGAAAAACCUUUCAGCUGCUCUGAGUGUGGUAGAGCUUUUACUGAACGUGGAAACCUGAAGAAACACAUGAUGACUCACACAGGAGAAAAACCUUUCAGCUGCUCAGUUUGUAAUACGUCUUUUACACGGAGAGGAAGUUUACGGAAACACAUGGCAGUCCACACAGGAGAGAAAAGAUUCAGCUGCAGUCUUUGUAGCAAAAGAUUUGCCUGGCGUUCUGAUGUCAAAACACAUAAAUGUGUUGGUCAGAUGGAAACAGAAGCUGAGGAACUGUGGAGCAGUCAGGAGGGAGAGCAGCUUCAAGGGCUGGAGGAGGCUGAUAUCACCAAGUUCCCAUUUACUCCUGUCCCUGUGAAAAGUGAAGAUGAUGAAGAGGAAGCUCAGUCCUCACAGCUUCAUCAGAGACAAACUCAACACAUGGGAACAGAAGCUGAUGGAGAGGACUGUGGAGGACCAGAACCAGCCAGGAACUCACAUCCACAUCCACUUUUACAACCAGAGACUGAAGACCAAGCUUCAGACUUUCCUGAACCUAGACAACUAUCUAGCUUUGCCGUGGCCUCACAAUUUUGCCAACAAAGAGAUGAGAGCAGAGAACCUCAGUUAGGUUUAAACUCUCCGAAAAAGAGCAGGUAUAAUUCUCGUGAGAAAUUAUUUCGCUGCUCCGAGUGUGGGAAACAAUUCAACCAAAACUCAAAUCUGAAGACACACAUGCGAACUCACACAGGAGAGAAGCCGUUCAGCUGCCCCUUCUGCAGUAAAAGGUUUGGCCAGAAGGCACACCUGCAGAACCAUUUGAAAUGUCACACUGGCGAAAAGCCUUACAGGUGUUCAGUCUGCGGUCGGCGCUUUUCACGGUUUGAACAUAUGAAGUUACACAUGAGAACCCACACAGGGGAGCGACCAUUCAGCUGUAACAGUUGUGGAAAAAGAUUCACCUGGCUUCAUCAGUUCAAAACGCACAAGUGUGGGGGUGAAUCGUCCCAGCUGCAGGAGGAACCGUGGAGCAGUCAGGAGGGAGAGCAGCUUCAAGGACUGGAGGAGGCUGAUAUCACCAAGUUCCCAUUCACUCCUGUCCCUGUGAAGAGUGAAGAUGAUGAAGAGGAAGCUCAGUCCUCACAGCUUCAUCAGAGACAAUCACAUCCAGACAGUUUUUACUCACAUGGACUCGAGUGUAACCCAUUCACUGGACAGUUCUGGUGAUGUAACUCUGUUGUCUUGAAGGCUACAUUUACACCGCUACAUUUUGAGUUUUAAGCCAAAAGUGAUCUCCGGUCACCAAGUGUUCUCAGCUCCAGGAGAAGAACU
Messenger RNA from Sander lucioperca (pikeperch), 1774 nucleotides. RefSeq names its product zinc finger protein 2 homolog. Gene Ontology annotation, cellular component: nucleus. NCBI's taxonomy places the organism in Eukaryota, Metazoa, Chordata, Actinopteri, Perciformes, Percidae. The transcript has 2 exons. Gene Ontology annotation, molecular function: DNA-binding transcription factor activity, RNA polymerase II-specific; RNA polymerase II cis-regulatory region sequence-specific DNA binding. Gene Ontology annotation, biological process: regulation of transcription by RNA polymerase II; central nervous system development. The coding region runs from base 23 to 1669 and encodes 548 amino acids. The record is from RefSeq and is a predicted model, not a curated record.